Messenger RNA from Pogona vitticeps (central bearded dragon), 536 nucleotides. Its product is annotated as histone H3. NCBI's taxonomy places the organism in Eukaryota, Metazoa, Chordata, Lepidosauria, Squamata, Agamidae. Gene Ontology annotation, molecular function: protein heterodimerization activity; DNA binding; structural constituent of chromatin. The record is from RefSeq and is a predicted model, not a curated record. Gene Ontology annotation, cellular component: nucleosome.
AGGGAGAGAUUCGAGGACUCUUUUCUGAAGAAAAUGGCUAGAACCAAGCAGACUGCUCGCAAGUCUACCGGCGGGAAAGCUCCGCGGAAGCAACUUGCCACGAAGGCCGCGCGUAAAAGCGCACCAGCUACCGGCGGUGUGAAGAAGCCCCAUCGCUAUCGCCCUGGUACCGUCGCUCUCCGAGAGAUCCGGCGUUACCAGAAAUCGACUGAGCUUCUGAUCCGGAAGCUGCCUUUCCAGCGCCUGGUGCGCGAGAUUGCUCAAGAUUUCAAGACUGAUCUGCGCUUCCAAAGCUCUGCCGUCAUGGCUCUGCAGGAAGCCAGCGAAGCUUACUUGGUAGGUCUCUUUGAAGACACCAACCUGUGUGCCAUCCAUGCCAAGAGAGUCACGAUCAUGCCCAAGGACAUCCAGCUGGCUCGCCGUAUCCGCGGAGAGAGAGCUUAAAGACUCUGGUUUCACUUUCAGCAAACCCUCACAAAAAGACCCAAAGGCUCUUUUAAGAGCCACCAAAUUUUCACUUUCUAAAGAGCUAGUUU